Pogonomyrmex barbatus (red harvester ant) is the source of this 2758-nucleotide messenger RNA. Its product is annotated as TBC domain-containing protein kinase-like protein. Gene Ontology annotation, biological process: protein phosphorylation; regulation of GTPase activity. Gene Ontology annotation, molecular function: small GTPase binding; ATP binding; protein kinase activity. Lineage: Eukaryota; Metazoa; Arthropoda; Insecta; Hymenoptera; Formicidae. The record is from RefSeq and is a predicted model, not a curated record.
AAAGGAGCUUAUUUUGCUUCUGGGUGCAUAUGUUUUGUUGAAUGACAACUGUAAACGAUGUGCAAGGUAGGCGGAUCUCCGAGCAUGUAAGAAAUGCGGAGAACGACGAUAAUGAUGAGUGGCAGGAAAUCCGAGUCAAAGUGGUGCGAUCAGCUCGUAUGAUCGGAGAGAGACUUUAUGGAAUCCCACGUAUACGAACGCGAUGUGUCCUGCGCUCUUGGAGAACGAAGAACGAUGCCUGGGAGGCAUGACUUUCUUCGCGCAAAGCCACCCGGUGGAGGUAUGUGGCAGCAAUGGUCUGCCACUCACGCCGAAUUCUAUAACCAUCUACGGAAAGGCGCAGUUUUUGAAGACCAUUUAUCAUCCUCAUCUUUCUCCCUAUCUCGACAUAAUUAGAAGCAAGCAUGAGAGGAUAGUGGUCGUUAUGGAAUACAGUGGUGAUCCAUUGAGUAUCAAGCAUGAUCUGAAUACUGAAGAAAUCAUCAAGAUAUCCUUUCAAUGUCUCUUGGCACUGCGGCAUAUGAAUGAAUUGGAUCUGGUACAUAGACACUUGAGUCCAGAUAAUAUACUAAUCAAGAAGAACGGCGACGUUCAAUUAUAUAAUUAUGGAUUAUAUUAUAUGACGGAUGGAGGAAAGAAUGUCUCUUUCCCAAUCGGUUCUCCGAAAUAUACAGCACCAGAGGUAUUUUUGAAUCCUAGUCCGAGUGGUGUCAAAAUAGAUUCCUGGUCUCUGGGAAUGAUCAUAGCGGAACAAUUAUUAGGACAGCCCAUCUGGCCUGGUGUAAAAUUAUCUCAAUGUUUGAGGAAAGUUCUGAGCUUAAUAUUGUGUGAUACCAGCAUAUUCGAACGUCUUGCCAGGGAAAACAAUUGUUUUCAUAUUUAUGAAGAGUUACCAAGAAUGCUAAAAGAAUUCGUAGAUUCAUGUCUACAAAUUCAUCCUACCAAGCGUAAGACUCCAGAAGAAUUGCUGGAAUUGCCGAUAUUUGCAGAGUAUUUAAUGAGAAAUGCGCAGGAGAAGGAAGAAAAUCUCUAUAAAAAUGUUAUUGUUAGAAAAAUGGAUGAAUUAUAUUAUUUAUGGCAAUUAGCCGGUGGUGAUAUUACUGUGGAGCUAAAGAAACAGAGUCUCAUUAGAUCAAGACCACCCAUCUUAUCUAUUCCAAACUUAGUUAUACUAUUGGGUCAAAUGUUUGGCCAGAGGGAUACCGCUAGUCUACUUGAUGUAAGGGUCGUAAAAGUUCCUAUGGAAACUCUUCGCCAACGUUUAGCUCACAUCCCAUAUAUAGCAAACUAUCCUUGGUUAACAAAUCAAAUGCGGGUUCAAGCACACGAAGAUCUGACGAAUGCCGCAUCUCAAUUGCCAUUAAUCAUAAGGGAACGUGAUACAGAGUAUCAAUUUUAUAGGCUUGUUCUGUUCGAUAGACUUCUGCAGGUAUAUCCGCUAACUCAGGAGGCAAUUAUUGAGGAGGCGCACAAGGAUAUACCACCUCCGGUCAGAGGUGCUGUAUGGGCGGCUUUGCUCGGUAUCACUGGCGAUAUACAAAAGCGUUAUGACAUGAUUGAUAAGGAAACGCCUACUCAUACUGAUCGUCAGAUAGAGGUGGAUAUACCGAGAUGCCAUCAAUAUAGUGAGUUGCUGUCGUCUGGUGCUGGACAUGAACGAUUGCAAAGAUUGUUAAAAGCAUGGGUCAGGAAUAAUCCACAUUAUGUUUAUUGGCAAGGGCUCGAUUCGCUGACGGCACCGUUUCUUUAUUUAAAUUUUAACAACGAAGCUCGAGCAUUCGCAUGUCUGUCGACCUUCAUACCGAAAUAUCUCCACAAAUUCUUUUUAAAAGAUAACUCGGCGGUGAUACAGGAAUAUCUGGGCAAGUUUUCUCAAAUUAUUGCGUUUCAUGAUCCUCAAUUGGCGAAUCAUUUAAAAUCCAUAAACUUUGUACCGGAACUCUUUGCCAUACCAUGGUUUCUAACAAUGUUUUCGCAUGUAUUUCCGCUACAUAAGAUAUUGCAUCUAUGGGAUAAACUAUUGCUAGGAGACUCGUCGUUUCCUCUCUUGGUCGGGUUAGCAAUACUGAAGCAGCUACGAGAUUCCCUGUUAACGUCAGGUUUCAAUGAAUGCAUUCUUCUGUUCUCUGAUCUGCCUGAGAUUGAUAUAGAAUUAUGCGUUAAAGAUUCCAUGACAAUGUAUCAAAACACACCUGCUAGUAUUACAUACAGAAAAUACCAAUAUAAUGCAGCGAAGGAUGCAAACUGGAUCGAACCAGAAGAGGGAACCGAAAAGAUGCCAAGGAUAAGUGUAGAUGAUUUUUUAAAUCUUUACAAUAAUUCGUCGAGCAAAAUCAUAGUGGUUGACGUACGUAGUAACAUACAGUUCGAAAGAGGUGCUAUACCUGGCAGUAUCAACAUUCCAUUCACAAGUGUACAAUUGUCUCAAACUCACAUCGACACACUCGGGCCACACGCGAAACCAUUAAUAGAUAAUAAAAACAGCGUCGUUGUGAUUAUUGGACCGCACGAUCAAAAUAAUGCAUUGUUUGCAGAUUUUCUGAUAAAAUGCGGUGUCGUAGGAGUCUGUUGUCUGCAAGGCGGCAUUAAUGCAUUACGAUCCAAAUCUCCGAACAUCAUAGUACCUGCACGCUAAUUACAUAUAAUUAAAUUACUUUAUAUACUCAGAUUCGUUUAUCGGUACAGUACAACUGAUAUUACGACCUGUAAAACUUGUAUAAUGAUCUUGUAUAAUUUUGUUAUAAAAGAUUUCAUUGUA